Molecule: messenger RNA, 570 nt
Organism: Verruconis gallopava
Lineage: Eukaryota; Fungi; Ascomycota; Dothideomycetes; Venturiales; Sympoventuriaceae
Exons: 1
Coding region: 1-570 (189 amino acids)
Source: RefSeq, a predicted model, not a curated record
AUGCAGCUCACCAAGGUUUUCCUUCUGGCCACGAGCCUUGCAACGGCCUUCGCCGCCCCCUUUGCUGAGGCCGAUCCGGCCGCAGAGGCUGCCGAGCUCGAAAAGCGCCAACUGCUCAACGACCUUGCGCCAGACGUCGCGGCCCUUUUGACGGCUCUUGGGCUUGGUUCUCUCGCCACGCCUGUGGGCGGCCUCUUGGACACUUUGGGCUCCAACGUCAAGCUCAAGGAGCGCGACGUGACCAGCGACCAGGCUCUGGACAUCGCGGACAUUCUCACACGCCGUGGAGUCCCCAGCGACAUUGCCCUCCCGAUCCAGGACCUCCUCAACACCAGGAGCACCGACAUUCAAAAGCGCCAAGUCCUAACCUCACUUACUUCCCUGCUCACCAGUCUCCUCUCUAGUGUGACCAAUACGGUUAACAGCACCGUCACGGGCGUCACCGGUGUCGCCGGCAAUGCCCUCACCAACGUGACUGGCACGGUUGGCAACACUGUGACAGGGGUCACUGGAGCUCUUGGAAGCACCGUCAGCGGCGUCUUGAGUGCUCUUGGCACCAUUCUCGCUUGA